Peromyscus maniculatus bairdii (prairie deer mouse) is the source of this 2280-nucleotide messenger RNA. It is a transcript of the gene Zap70, whose product is annotated as zeta chain of T cell receptor associated protein kinase 70. Gene Ontology annotation, molecular function: ATP binding; non-membrane spanning protein tyrosine kinase activity. Gene Ontology annotation, biological process: protein phosphorylation; intracellular signal transduction. Gene Ontology annotation, cellular component: cytoplasm. NCBI's taxonomy places the organism in Eukaryota, Metazoa, Chordata, Mammalia, Rodentia, Cricetidae. The record is from RefSeq and is a predicted model, not a curated record.
UCUUCGCGGCAAGGAAAUAGGUUGAGCUGCAGAGAGAGCUGUUAGUGAGAAAAAAGAGCUCCGGGGGACACCAGGCCUCCCGGCUAGGCCCUGCCGUGCCCUGUGAGCUGUGGUACUGCCGGGGGUGUCCAGGGCCCGGCGAUGCCCGACCCCGCGGCGCACCUGCCCUUCUUCUACGGCAGCAUCUCGCGCGCCGAGGCCGAGGAGCACCUGAAGCUGGCAGGCAUGGCCGACGGGCUGUUCUUGUUACGCCAGUGCCUGCGCUCGCUGGGGGGCUACGUGCUGUCGCUGGUGCACGACGUGCGCUUCCACCACUUUCCCAUCGAGCGCCAACUCAACGGCACCUACGCCAUCGCGGGCGGAAAGGCGCACUGCGGCCCAGCCGAGCUCUGCCAGUUCUACUCGCAAGACCCCGACGGGCUGCCCUGCAACCUGCGGAAGCCGUGCAACCGGCCGCCCGGCCUGGAGCCGCAGCCCGGGGUCUUCGACUGCCUGCGCGAUGCCAUGGUGCGCGACUACGUGCGCCAGACCUGGAAGCUGGAGGGCGAUGCACUAGAACAGGCCAUCAUCAGCCAGGCCCCCCAGGUGGAGAAGCUCAUUGCCACCACAGCCCAUGAGCGGAUGCCCUGGUACCACAGCAGCCUGACUCGCGAGGAGGCCGAACGCAAACUCUAUUCCGGCCAACAGACAGACGGCAAGUUCCUGCUGAGGCCCCGGAAGGAGCAGGGUACAUAUGCGCUCUCCCUGGUCUAUGGGAAAACCGUGUACCACUAUCUCAUCAGCCAGGACAAGGCUGGCAAGUUCUGCAUUCCCGAAGGCACCAAGUUCGACACGCUCUGGCAGCUGGUGGAGUACCUCAAGCUGAAGGCGGAUGGGCUCAUUUACCGCUUGAAGGAGGCCUGCCCCAACAGCAGUGCCAGCGCUGAAGCUGCCGCACCCACACUCCCAGCCCACCCGUCCACGUUUACUCAGCCUCAGAGACGUGUGGACACCCUGAACUCAGAUGGAUAUACCCCUGAACCAGCGCGUGUGGCAUCCCCAGAAAAGCAACGGCCGAUGCCCAUGGACACGAGCGUGUAUGAGAGCCCCUACAGUGACCCCGAGGAGCUCAAGGACAAGAAGCUCUUCCUGAAGCGUGAGAACCUCCUCGUGGCCGAUAUUGAACUUGGCUGUGGCAACUUUGGCUCCGUGCGCCAAGGAGUCUACCGGAUGCGCAAGAAGCAGAUCGACGUGGCCAUCAAGGUCCUGAAGCACAGUACGGAGAAGGCUGACAAGGAUGAGAUGAUGCGGGAGGCCCAGAUCAUGCACCAGCUUGACAACCCCUACAUCGUGCGGCUCAUCGGCGUGUGCCAGGCCGAGGCGCUCAUGUUGGUCAUGGAGAUGGCAGGCGGCGGGCCCCUGCACAAGUUCCUGAUUGGAAAGAAGGAGGAGAUCCCGGUCAGCAACGUGGCUGAACUGCUGCACCAGGUGGCCAUGGGCAUGAAGUAUCUGGAGGAGAAGAACUUUGUGCACCGUGACCUGGCGGCCCGGAAUGUUCUGCUGGUCAACCGGCACUAUGCCAAGAUCAGUGACUUUGGCCUGUCCAAGGCCCUGGGUGCUGACGACAGCUAUUACACGGCCCGUUCGGCCGGGAAGUGGCCUCUGAAGUGGUACGCGCCCGAAUGCAUCAACUUCCGGAAGUUCUCCAGCCGCAGCGAUGUCUGGAGCUAUGGGGUCACCAUGUGGGAGGCCUUCUCUUACGGCCAGAAGCCCUACAAAAAAAUGAAGGGGCCCGAGGUCCUGGACUUCAUCAAGCAGGGCAAGAGGAUGGAGUGCCCGCCAGAGUGUCCGCCCGAAAUGUAUUCACUUAUGAGCGACUGCUGGACCUACAAGUGGGAAGACCGUCCUGACUUCCUGACCGUGGAACAGCGCAUGCGGAACUACUACUACAGCCUGGCCAGCAGGGCCGAGGGAUCCCCACAGUGUGGACAGGUGGCUGAGGCUGCGUGUGGCUGAGCCCCAGGUCUCCCUACACCCAGCCUUUCUUCUCUGACCUCACACUCGGUCCAGGAUGGGCUGUGUUCAGGAGCACCCUGUACCUCAGGUCCACAGCCCUCUGAAUGUCCCAUGUGAUUCUCCCUUCCUCAUGAGCUGGGGACGGUGGGGCCCUGGUCAGCGGCACUGAGGCUCUGGGCUGAGGGGACAUGUGCUCCCAAGGUCUUACUUCCUCUGUUUCUGCGUGGGAGCGAAGAGUCCUCCGGCGGUCUCUGUCCUAAUUGGAAUAAAUUCCACUUCUCUUCA